This is a messenger RNA of Tribolium castaneum (red flour beetle), 3445 nucleotides long. Its product is annotated as sodium-dependent noradrenaline transporter. Gene Ontology annotation, cellular component: presynaptic membrane; neuron projection; neuronal cell body membrane. Gene Ontology annotation, molecular function: dopamine:sodium symporter activity. The transcript has 15 exons. The record is from RefSeq and is a predicted model, not a curated record. NCBI's taxonomy places the organism in Eukaryota, Metazoa, Arthropoda, Insecta, Coleoptera, Tenebrionidae. Bases 430 to 2673 code for a protein of 747 amino acids. Gene Ontology annotation, biological process: sodium ion transmembrane transport; dopamine uptake involved in synaptic transmission.
CCGUUCAAGUUGAACUUCAUUCGAGCCAAGCGCGUUAGUUUGACGACAGCUAUCUGCUGUGAAGGCGCGCUCCCAAAUAUUCCCGUUAAAAGUUUAAAAACUUGCUUUCCUCCCGAAAAACUGACUUUUUCCACAACUGUUGACUUAAACCACCCCAAGGAUGAGAACUUAACAGACUGUAGUCGCAGGUGUUGGGAAAACUGUGCGUUUUUGGUGCGUUUUUGAAAUCGAAUGUGGUGCGUAAACUGGGAAAAUCAAUGGAACUGCUAGUAUGUGUCCACCUUCGAAAUUAUCUGAACUAAACGAAGAGUUACGUGUCUCGUUCCUAAUUUCUGUCCAUUUAGCUAAUGAAAAUGCAGCCAAUUAAAACCCCGUUUAUCUCACUUGCCGCACUGUAGUAAUAACCAAAAAAUGGAAUAGAACCAAAUCAUGUCUUCGACCAAUAUCUACGAAAACUUGCCCCUGAAGAAGCUCGGCGACAGCGAGACUUCCAAAAAUCUAAUCUCCGAAAUCAAGCAGAAAAAGCGGAAAAGCACGCCGGACAUCCAGAAAGUCUCCUCGCAGAACAACAUUUCAAAAAAAGCCAAAUCUUCGCGAAGCAUAUCAGAGAUGCUCUUCAACCGGAGCGAUGACAAGAGCGAUGAGAAUUUAAGCGCUGGUGAGAAAAGCAACGGCGAAGACAGUUGCAAAAAAAUUCAAUCUACUCCGACUUCGACGCUUGACGAUGGCUACGAGUCCUGCAACAGCACCCCCUUGGUUUCAGGUAGAGCGAAACCGACGAAGCAACACUCGAACCAGGCGACAAAUUUAGUACUUACUUGCACGUUAAGAAAAAAAGAUCUUCAUGUACAGCUCGAAGAAGACGAAAAAGGGUACGAAUCCUUUGUACUUUCCACUAGUUCUAGUCAAGCGGGCGAAGUCGAUCCAGACUCGCCCACGGUCCCGGACGAUGCCAGGGAGACUUGGGGCUCCAGUGCUGAUUUUUUACUGUCCAUCAUCGGAUUUGCAGUCGAUCUGGCCAACGUGUGGAGAUUUCCGUAUCUUUGUUAUAAGAAUGGGGGAGGAGCGUUUUUAGUUCCCUAUACUUUAAUGCUGGUCUUUGGAGCCGUCCCUUUGUUCUACAUGGAACUCAUCCUGGGACAAUUUAACAGGCAAGGACCUAUCAGUUUAUGGAGGAUAUGCCCCCUUUUCAAAGGUGUUGGAUUUUGUGCCGUCCUAGUCGCAUUUUACGUUUCAUUUUAUUAUAAUGUAAUAAUAGCAUGGGCUUUGUACUUUUUGGGGACGAGUUUUUCGCCCGACUUGCCCUGGCUCCAUUGCAACAACACAUGGAAUACGGAAAAAUGUUGGGAAAGCAUGCUUCCAGGUGCUUCAAACGUUACGACGAGACCUCCAGUCUUUAACGACACAACUCCUACCAAUCGACAUACACCAGCUUCUGAAUUUUUUCACCGAGCGGUAUUAGAAAUGCAGUGGAGCGAUGGCUUGCACGAGAUGGGAUACCCGAAAUGGCAGCUAGUCUUGUGCUUGAUGAUUGUGUAUGUGAUGCUUUACAUUUCUCUUUUUAAAGGGGUAAAGUCCUCAGGAAAAGUUGUGUGGGUCACGGCAACAAUGCCCUACGUAGUUCUUACGAUUCUUUUAAUUCGGGGGCUGAUGUUACCAGGAGCCGCGAUGGGUAUUUCCUAUUAUCUCAAGCCGGAAUUAUCAAAACUUCGGGAAACUCAGGUUUGGGUCGACGCCGCUGUACAAAUAUUCUAUUCAGUCGGAGCAGGAUUCGGCGUGCAUCUCUCUUAUGCUAGUUACAACACGUUCCACAACAACUGUUUCAGGGACUGCAUAGUCACAACAGCCGUGAAUUGCUUCACAAGCUUCUUCUCCGGAUUUGUGAUAUUCACCUAUUUGGGAUUUAUGUCGUAUAAACAAGGGGUCCAUAUUAGCACAGUUGCCACCGAAGGACCCGGACUCGUUUUUCAGGUGUAUCCUGAAGCAGUCGCCACUCUACCAGGCUCGCAUUUUUGGUCAAUGCUUUUCUUUUUCAUGCUAAUAAUGCUUGGACUUGACUCAGCUAUGGGCGGUUUGGAGUGUGUCAUCACUGGACUAAUGGACGAAUACUCAAAUUUCUUCAAAUCACGUAAACAUUCGAGGGAAAUUUUCACUCUCGGGGUGAUUAUCGUCUCAUUUUCUGUUGCUCUUAUCAACGUCACACCUGGCGGUAUUUACACUUUCAAUUUAUUUGACACUUAUUCCGCUGGGAUUUCACUCCUAUGUUCGGCCCUUUUUGAAGCAAUUGCGGUUUCGUGGUUCUACGGUUUGGAUCGAUUCACUCAAGACGUGGAAGCAAUGAUUGGGACAAGGCCAGGUCUUUAUUGGCGAAUUUGUUGGAAAUUUGUUAGUCCAACUUUCAUAAUUAUGGUGGUGUUGUUUGGAUUACUCAACCCCCAGCCUCUCAAAUAUAACGAUUAUUUUUACCCCAAAUGGGCUGAAUGGGUCGGGUGGUCUUUAGCUCUCUCGUCCAUCAUCAUGAUACCACUUGUUGCAGUGUUACAGUUAAUUAAAACCGAAGGAACUUUUAAGGAGAAACUUGCCAUUAGUAUCACUCCGAUUGAAGAACACGAAGAGGUUCGGCGGAGUAAACUCGUGAGUAGGUUCAGGGCCAGGCAUUGGUUGUUUGUCUAAGUUCCAUACCUCUUAUUUUUUACCUGUGUUUUAGAUAUAUUUUUUAUUGCGCUGGUCGUACAUUUAUUAAUGUUAAGUGUUUUGUAAAAAAUAUUGUACAUGUAUAGGCUGUAAUCAUUUCAAUAAAAUCAGUGUCGAAAUAUCGAUUGGCAAUCAUACGAACAAUACAUUGUAAUAAAAGCUUUCGUGUAUAAAUGUUACCACCGACUAUUUAAUGGUUGCAGUUGCAUGAGAUUAGAUAAGUAUUUCGUUAGUUUGGGUCCAAAAUGUUUCUUAUGGCUGGCCCAUAGAAAUGAUUGUUUAAAAUAAAACGACCAACGGCUUUGUAAAUAAUGUUGGGUUGUUUGUGUUCAAUUUUUGUAUAAAAAUCGCUGAGUUGCCCCAAUGUAAAGUUACUUAAUUUAUUAUAGGUGAAGACCAACGAUUAAAACUAGAAGAUUAUUGCCAAAGUAUUUGAACUGAGCUUUAUACGUUUUUUGUAAUUUAUUUUUCAUCGUACUAGUCCUAGCUUGUAGUUUUGAUGUUGUGAACGCAACAUAUUGUGUAAUUCUAAACAAUCGUUUCGUUCGAUUAGAACAGCUGUGGCUUACCACAGCGAUUUAUGUGUGAAAAAUGUUCAGAAAUAUUUAAACAAUUUGCCUUCGUUGUUUAAAUAUUUUAUUAGAUAUUGGUAAGAUUUCUAAGAAGUUAAAUGUACUUGAAAACGUUUACAUUGUACUAAAUAAAAAACAAGAGCUUGUACAAUAAACCAAAAAAUAAAACGUUUCAGAAA